Balaenoptera ricei (Rice's whale) is the source of this 2043-nucleotide messenger RNA. It is a transcript of the gene UTS2R, whose product is annotated as urotensin 2 receptor. Gene Ontology annotation, cellular component: membrane. The coding region runs from base 476 to 1630 and encodes 384 amino acids. The transcript is spliced from 3 exons. Lineage: Eukaryota; Metazoa; Chordata; Mammalia; Artiodactyla; Balaenopteridae. Gene Ontology annotation, molecular function: urotensin II receptor activity. The record is from RefSeq and is a predicted model, not a curated record. Gene Ontology annotation, biological process: blood vessel diameter maintenance; neuropeptide signaling pathway; regulation of blood pressure.
GCGGCGACAGGGGCCUGGGCGCGGAGAGAGGCUCUCCCGGCGGGACCGGCGGGCGGGCUCCCCUCCACCACGCGCCGCUGGGAGCCCGCACGCUCCUCCGCUCUCCCGUCCGGGACGGAGCCCUCGGGAAGGUUCCCGGAGACGCGUGGCGGCGAGGAGGACGUCCCGAGCGCGACCCCGGGGCUCGGCGCACAGACCUGAUGGCCCAGUGACCGAGUAUGGGUCAUAGACGUGCAACUCCGUGAGUUUUUACACGUGUCUACACCUGUGUAACCACCACCACAUGAGGACACAGCACAAAUCCAUCCCUCAGAGUGCUCUCCAGUGCCCCCUACCAGUUGACACCCCGGCAACAGCUAUCAUAGAGAUUUUGCCUGCUCCCAAACUUCAGGACGAGCUUGUCAUCCACAGAUGCCCCUUCUCUGCCUAAAGGAGCAGCAGGCCCCAGCCCCAAGCCCAGUGUGAGGCGGCAGAGAUGGCGCUGAGUCCAGAGCCACUGAGCAGGUUCCCUAUGCUGGCUACGACAGGCAGCCCCAUGCCCGAGCCGCCUGGCACCCCCAAUGCAUCUCUCAACAGCUCGUGGGCCAGCCCAGCGGAGCCCAGCUCCCUGGAGGACCUGGUGGCCACGGGCACCAUUGGGGUGGUGCUCUCGGCCAUGGGCGUGGUUGGCGUGGUGGGCAACUUGUACACGCUGGCUGUCAUGUGCCGCUUCCUGCACACCUCGGCCUCCAUGUACGUCUACGUCAUCAACCUGGCGCUGGCGGACUUGCUCUACCUGCUCAGCAUCCCCUUCAUCGUGGCCACCUAUGUUACCAAGGCGUGGCACUUCGGCGACGUGGGCUGCCGUGUCCUCUUCAGCCUGGACUUCCUGACCAUGCACGCCAGCAUCUUCACCCUGACCCUCAUGAGCAGUGAGCGCUAUGCUGCCGUGGUGAGGCCACUGGACAUGGUGCAGCGUUCCAAGGGCUACCGCAAAGUCCUGGCGCUGGGCACGUGGCUGCUGGCGCUGUUGCUGGCACUGCCCAUGAUGCUGGCCAUCCGGCUGGUCCGCAGGGGCCACAAGAGCCUCUGCCUGCCAGCCUGGGGCCAGCGCGCCCACCGCACCUACCUGACGCUGCUCUUCGGGACCAGCAUCGUGGGGCCCGGUGUGGUCAUCGGGCUGCUCUACGUCCGCCUGGCCCGGGCCUACUGGCAGUCGCAGCGGGCUUCCUUCACGCAGACGCGGCGGCUACCCAACCCCAGGGUGCUCUACCUCAUCCUGGGCAUCGUGCUGCUCUUCUGGGCCUGCUUCCUGCCCUUCUGGCUGUGGCAGCUCCUCACCCAGUACCGCGGGACCCCGCCGCUCACGCCCCGCUCCGCCCGCAUCGUCAACUACCUGACCACCUGCCUCACCUACAGCAACAGCUGCGUAAACCCCUUCCUCUACACGCUGCUCACUAAGAACUACCGCGACUACCGCCAGCGCUCGCUCCAAGGCAGGGGCGCCCACCGGCCCGUGGAUAUCCACAGCUUCCCGCAGGGCCGCACCGGCUGCCAGCGCGGCUCAGGCCGCUCGCUGUCCUCCAGCAGCCAGCAGGCCAGCGAGACCAUCGCGCUGUCCCAGGCGGCCCCUAGGGGGCUCUGCACCUGAGCGUCCCUGGCCUCCACGUGGGCGCUGGACUGGGGGUGGGGAGUGGCCCCCAGAGCCCAGGCCACUCCUGGACUCCCCCACUGACUGCCUCCCUUCCUCAGUCCUCUUCCAGAAAGUUCCCUGCUCUCCCUUUCCCAUCACUCACUUCAGCUCCAUCAGCCUAGCCACCUUCCCCGUAAUGCCCAGAAGUGCCCCCUGCCCCGUCCAUCUGUGAGGGUCCGUAUGAGGCUCAGGCCCAGGACCAGCUUCUGAAAACGGUGGUGAGUGGAGUCUUCACUGCAGCAGAUGUGAGCGCCUACAUGACGCGUGGCGGGGCACACACAGGCAGGUGACAGCGUGUAGGCACACAGGCUGCCUGCAUGGGACCCUCCUCCUGGCUGGUGCAUGGCCCUCUCCCCAUCCCUCCCGGCUCC